UCCCUUAACCAGCUGGCAUGUGUGUGUGUGUGUGUGGUGAAUUACUAGGAUAUAAAACGUGUGGAAGACCAAUAUAUUUACAUAAACUGUAUAUUUAAAGGUUCUUAAGUUAGUUAACAUAAUCAUUUAGUCAAAAUGAGAGCUGAUGAGACAGACAAUGAUCCUGUGGUGGCUGAGAUUCCUGUUUUCCUGGCCAAAACCCUGGCAGAGCAGCUCUAUGUUUUACAGUAUCCUGUAAGACCUCACUCACACAGUUAUGAUGAGUCCACAAUCCUUAAGACAAAUAUUCGCCCUCGAAGUGGUCAGAUUGAGAUGGAGUUGGGAUUACGUACCAGAGGCCCCACCUAUGACAAGAGUAAAGGAGAGCAGAUUGCCCUUAAUGUUGAUGGGGCCUUCAGAGACAAAUGUGACUCAGAGGAUAAUUUCUAUAAGAGUAAUGUUAUGGACAAGUUGGUGUUGACAUCGACCAAAGCCAUGACUGAUGUUAGUCGCUAUGCUGUGGGUGUUGUGCGGGACUCCAGCCUUCACUUAACACCUUUAUCAUCUGUUCUUGCCCUUCGACCAUCGUUCUCAUACCUCGACUUAGCAGAUAAAAGAGGACGGCAAGAACGCAAGGACAUGUCCGGAGACACAGAAGAUUCGGAUGAUGAGGAAAAAGCCAAGAAAGUGACUGUGCGAUUUGAGAAGCCAGAAACAAUAAAAAGUCGCAAAGCAAAAGAAAAAAGUUAUGGUUUUCUUUUGAGACAGAUACGUGAAGAGCCAUGGAUUGAAGUGACUUACCACAAAUAUGGGAGCGAACGUAGUGAAUUUGAGCUGCGGAAACUGUACUGCAUGUACGAGGAUGAGCACGUAGAUCAGUUCAGCCUGGCACCGAAGGAGUAUCUGAGCCAGUUAGUGCCACCCACAGAAGAGGUCCAACUAACCACUCCAGGCCUUCCUGCGCACCUCAUGUCUCGCUCAGCACUCACUGCCCUUCCUUUACAUGACCGUGUUAAGACUGUCAUGAUUAAUGCUGGUGUUGCAUCAUUUGGUGAGCUACUGGGAGUGUUUAGCUGUGAGAAUAGUGUAGAGUCUGCUUUGUCUGUGCUGAAGGUCCUGCAACAAGUUGCUGUUCUUGUCCAAGGCAACUGGGUUGUCAAAUCUGAUAUACUAUACCCAAAGGACAGCUGGUCAGAGUCUGGAGUGGCUAAUGAACUUAUUCAGCGAGGCAGAGACUUUGUGUUAUACCUCUUCACAAAAAGUACAAGUGUGGUACGGGCUGAAGUUGCCGAGGUUGUGAGACUGCCAAGUAAUGACCUUAAGAACAUACUAAAUGGAGUCUCCCAGUGUAGAAGAUCAAGAGCAACCUGGGAAUUUCUCUUAUCUACAGAUACAAAUUUUAUGAAAAAGUAUCCCGAUGUGGUGCAACGACAACAGAUGAUCUGGCAGUCUAGGAGUGAACAGUUGUCUCACAAUUUUAAGGAUAAGCAAGUUAAACAAGAUGAUACAAACAAAGCUGGUCCAUCAACUGGAGCCAAAAAGUCUCGUGCAGUUCGAAUCAAGUCGGAACCAAGUGAUGACUUAUCAGACCCACAAACUAAACCACAGCCAGCGAAACAACGCCGCGGCAACAAGGGUCCAAGAUGAGUUGUCAUAUGUACUGUACACGUGACUGACUGCUGGUUGAAUGAUAAUUGUUAUUAGGUUGUAACUUUCGAAAACUAUUUUGUGUUGACGAGUUGAUUAUCAGAGAAUAUUCAUGCUUCCUACAUGUUUAGUGGGCAAUACUCUAAAGCGACAUGCCAAUGAUAUGUCACUAGCAUACAUUAUCAAACCGGAGAGUGACUUAAAAAUGACACAUUGCUUCAGUUUUUGUGAGGAUUUGAAUACCUUUUUUGAUAAUGUUGCAUGGGAAAAAUUAUAAAUGUAAGUUUCAAGUCUCUACUGUAGGAUGGUUAUGGAGGAUUGUGAUGGUUAACCUAAAAGGAUUCACAGAAACUUCAGCAUCAGUACAGAAUGCCCCUUGGGAUUAUUUACAUUUUUGCAAAGUGCUUGUUGGCCUAAUACUACACUCUCAAUAUUCUUCAGCAAUUUGUCUUUUAUUUUUUGUUUGGUUUCCUUUACGCCUUUUUCUCGGAAGUUACAAUUGACAGUGAAGUGAUGAAAUAGGGGAAGCUGCCUUCAGUCUGGUCAUAUCACUGAAAGGCAUUUUCAUUUCACUAGUAAGUAUCAUUCUCAGUGUGUGAUAAACUUGUGACAUAUUAGCUUUGUGGCAUUGUCAGUUUAGUGUUUAGUUGACCAAAACUAUUGUCUGACAUGGAUCAAAAUACUCUACCACUUACUGAUAAUUUAAAGGUUUGAUGCAAAUGGUUUCUCCAUCUGUUUACCUUUGAUGUACAGUAUAGGUUCUUGACCAAUGAACAAGUGUAAAUUGACUUGUAUAUAGAGUAUUGUAAUGUAUGUGACAUUUUGAUGAAUUAUAAAACAUUUGUUUUCUCUUAAUGAGUGUACAUAUGCUCCAAAAAGUGUCUUUACAAUUGUGUUUGACAAUAUGACAACAGACGAAGAAUUUUGAAAACCCUACUGAGGCAAUAGGAGUCGUAGUGUUCAUUUCAAAAUUCAUCGGACCCCUCCAUGAAGAUAUUUUUUGGAGUGUGUGUAAAUUACAGUAUAGAGAUUGAAGUACAGUAUACUGUACAAGCAGUCCCCAGUUUAAAAACUUAAUGUGUUUGUAAACAGGAUCAAUAAAUUCUUUUGAAGUAAUGAUAUAAAUAAUCCCACAUUUAAGUGUCCAAAUUCCUGCAUUUUACUGAUCAGUGGUGGUAUGUAAAAAAAAAAAAAAAAAGCUGUAUUUAUGAAUGAAAUGAACGUUGGAGAGUCCUAAACAUGGUCACAGCGUGUAAUGUUUGUUCAGUGAAUGUUGGGAAAUUGAGGAUUGCGUGGACACAGGAUAUUAAGUUACCUUUUUCAAACACUUGAGUUUUGUAAUACAAGUACAUUGAACUAUUUCUUAGUACCUAUAGUGAACACAUUUAUGUAAAAUAUUUACUGGAUAUUAUAUUUUUACAAUGUGUGAUUGCUCAUAUAUAUAAAAGUACACUGUACUGUAUAUAACAAAGGUGGUAAUACUUUUGAAAAAUAUCGAUACAAUGGCUUUAGCUGAUGGUAGUGCUUCAUUAUGCUAUGUUAGAAGUUAUACUGAACAUACAACAAUAGUAUCUUCAAAGUUUUGCUGGAUCACAGUACAGUACAUAUACAUUUUCUGGUUAUAAUAUAAAGGUCAUCUCUCAUCUCAUGAAACAAUAAACAGUUAUUAGUUACUAUUGUAAUAA
Molecule: messenger RNA, 3311 nt
Organism: Homarus americanus (American lobster)
Lineage: Eukaryota; Metazoa; Arthropoda; Malacostraca; Decapoda; Nephropidae
Gene: Polr3E
Product: DNA-directed RNA polymerase III subunit RPC5-like
Exons: 10
Coding region: 136-1626 (496 amino acids)
Biological process (GO): DNA-templated transcription
Cellular component (GO): RNA polymerase III complex; nucleus
Source: RefSeq, a predicted model, not a curated record